GACAAUACCAUACUUUUUCACGAUCUACAUUAAAAAAAUCUGAGAAAGACAGUCAUGGCAGACAAAAAAUCCACAGGGAGUGAAGCCGUUUUGGGCCAAAAGUGGGACAGAUGUGUAUCAGAUACUUUGAUCAAGAUAGGUGGCGGUCUUGGUCUUGGUGUUGUAUUUUCAGUUUUCUUAUUUAAGAGGAGACCGUGGCCUAUAGCCUUUGGGUCAGGAGUUGGACUUGGUAUGGGCUACGCCAACUGUCAGCAUGAAUUCAGAGACCCUUUCCAGGUCCGUGGAAAGAUUGUAAAGGUCCUCCCAGACAUAGUCGCAGAUGUACCCAAGGCAGUAGAAGUUCAGGCAAGCACGGAGGCAUCAUCAUCAUAGCAACAAUAAGUUAUUCAUAUGUUUUAUUCGAAUAAUAAAUAUUCUGAUGUCAUUUCAUGUGAAUGUAAGUGGAAAGCUUGGAUGAGAAAGAUUUCAGAGAUCUCUUUGUGAUUGCCCAAUGAGAGUCUUUAAACCAAUGUCAUGUGACGAAAGGGUUUGCAAUUAAUCACAAAUGGCAAAUGCCAAUCUAUGUCAUUUGUGGCAUGUACAUUUUCAUUCAAAAGACCUGUCACCAAUCAACAUGGUUAAUGAUUGUGGCUUUAUAUUUGCAAUUGGUUGCCUACCAUUGUGUUGCAGGGGUACAAAUGACAAAAUACAUAUUCAACAUUUACUUGCAUUUUUUAUAUUCUGCAAUAUUGACAUUUAAUCUUGUUUUUUCUUAAAGCAUUUUGCUACACAUGUCUUUGCUACCACAAACUUGUUCCAUAUAAACUAUGCAUUUUAUUCCUGAAAAUACCACAAUGCUCUCCUCAAGGAUUUGCAUGUCAGUCAAUAUAAGAUUCAACCUACCCUCUGUUCUAAUGUAUGGGAGUGAACUGGAGUUUUAUCAUCAAGAAACUUUGGGCUAAUUUUUUUUCAUCCUUUCCAAGGCUAAAUUUUGUAAUUGUCAUUGAGUGUGCUACCCAAAUCAGUAUGCAACAGACUGAAGUAUGGCGAUGUGACAAUUAGCACCCUUCAUGUAUUUCAUCAAACAUCCUAUCCCACAAAAAAUUGUAUUUCCUGUCAUUCACAUCUACAUGUAAUGCUGUAGCCUAUAAUGGUUAUUGAAACUUGCUCUUGAUAAUUGGGCAAUGGGACACAGGCUGACCUUUAAUUACUUCAAUAUGAAGCAGAAAAGAAUUGAAAUUACUAGCAUUACAGAUGAACUAAAGGAAAAAAACAUGAUUUGUCAAUAUUUGUUUCGUCUGAGAGCAAUCUGUUGUCAUAGAGCGUGCAGGGGUGCAGGAAGUAAUUAUCAUUUUGAAAUGAAAAUUUAGCUCAGUUAUCUGUAUUUCAUAGUAGGAGCCACAGAGAUAUAUCAGCUGCAGCUGAAAUUGUAAUUACAAGCUCAGUUCACUAUCUUUAUCAAGUCUUUGACAUGCCCAGUCAAGUCUUGCCAUCCUCCCUAGGUCCAUGGUCUUACCAACAUUUUCUAUGUACAGUGUUCAAACAACACUUAUUUGCAUGCAUUAUGUAUAAGCCUAAACUGUGGGUAUUGCUUUUCACAGAAAAAUCAAACAACUACUACAUUGCACUGGCUUUUUAAAAUAAAUAUAAAUGUCCCAAAGCUAUUGUAACUAGGCAAUUAAAUUUGCCUCCUGUCUCUUCAGAAUUUAUUGUUGCAUCAUACGACUAUGGCUUUGUCAACAAAAAGUCACUGAGCUCUCCUGCUAAACUGUUAAUUUGAUGAAGAGCUAAUGUACCGUUACGAGAUCAUGCUUGUUGGUUGAGGCUCAACAGUUGAUGUAAAUGUCAGAAUUACAUUUCACCUACUCUUUAUUGCUACUGGUUUUAAACGGAUGUUCUUUUCCUUAUUGAAAUAUACAUUUGCAAGAUAUUGCUUAAUCACCCUCAUCAUAAUUCCUGAUUGAUUCUGAAAUUUGCUUUGGCGAAGGGAUUUUAUUGCCAUCAGAAAGUUUUUAAUGUGGGAAGUGUAUGGAAGAAUAUAUGGUAUACAAUGUGACUUAUGAGUGUAGUUUCAUGUGUGAAUUAUAUUGACAUGGCUUGCUUUUAAAAAGCUUGUCCAUGUAUCAUGUAUAUAGAUGACAUGAACAAGAUGUCAAUAAUAAAUUGAAACAUGGUAAAAAGAUUAA
Lytechinus pictus (painted urchin) is the source of this 2165-nucleotide messenger RNA. Its product is annotated as MICOS complex subunit Mic10-like. Gene Ontology annotation, cellular component: mitochondrial inner membrane; MICOS complex; mitochondrion. The record is from RefSeq and is a predicted model, not a curated record. The transcript is spliced from 4 exons. Lineage: Eukaryota; Metazoa; Echinodermata; Echinoidea; Temnopleuroida; Toxopneustidae. Bases 55 to 372 code for a protein of 105 amino acids.